UAACUUAUUUCUAUAUCAGAGACAGUUGUCAUUCAGAGAUGUGGCCAUUGAUUUCUCUCCAGAGGAGUCUGAAUGCCUGGACCCCGCACAGUGGGAUUUGUAUAGUGAUGUGAUGUUAGAGAAUUACAGCAACCUUGUCUCUCUAGGUCUUGCUUUCUCUAAGCCAUAUCUGAUCACACUUCUGGAACAAAGAAAACAGCCUUGGGAGGUGAAGCAUCAAGCAGCAGUAGCCAUAUAUCCAGGAACAAAACCUUAUAAAUGUAAAGAAUGUGACAAGGCCUUUGUUCGGAACUCACUCCUUAUUCAACACCAGAGAAUUCAUACUGGAGAAAAGCCCUACAAAUGUGAACAAUGUGGCAAAACUUUUAGCUGUUCUUCAAGCCUCACCCCGCAUCAAAGAAUUCAUACUGGAGAGAAGCCCUACAAAUGUGAACAAUGUGGUCAGGCAUUUAACUGUUCUUCACACCUGUAUAAGCAUCAAAGAAUUCAUACUGGAGAGAAACCCUAUAAAUGCACAGAAUGUGGCAAAGCUUUUAACUGGUCUUCUAGCCUUACCCAACAUCAAAGAAUACAUACUGGAGAGAAACCCUACAAAUGUGAAGAAUGUGGCUUGGCCUUUAAUUGUUCUUCACACUUGUAUAGGCAUCAGAGAAUUCAUACAGGUGAGAAACUUUACAAAUGCACAGAAUGUGGCAAGGCCUUUAACUGUUCUUCAUACCUUAAUUAUCAUCAGAUACUUCAUACUGGAGAUAAACCCUACAAGUGUAAAGAAUGUGGCAAAGCUUUUACCAUGGUCUCUUACCUUACUCGACACCAGAGAAUUCAUACUGGAGAAAAACCCUAUAAGUGUAAAGAAUGUGACAAAGCCUUUAAUAAUUGUUCAGCCCUCAUUCAACACCAAAGAAUUCAUACUGGAGAGAAACCCUACAAAUGUGAAGAAUGUGGCAAAGCCUUUAAUAAUAGUUCAAGCCUUACUCAUCACCAAAGAAUUCACACUGGAGAGAAACCCUACAAGUGCAAAGACUGUGGCAAGGCCUUUAACUCGUCUUCACACCUGAAUUAUCAUCAAAGAAUUCAUACUGGAGAGAAACCCUAUAGAUGUGAAGAAUGUAGCAAAGCCUUUAAUAAUUUUUCAGCCCUUAUUCAACACCAAAGAAUUCACACUGGAGAGAAACCAUAUAAGUGUGAGAAAUGUGGCAAAGCAUUUAAUAAUUGCUCAGCUCUCAGUCAACACCAAAGAAUUCACACUGGAGAAAAACCCUACAAGUGCAAAGAAUGUUGCCAGGGCUUUAGCUGUUCUUCAAAUCUUAAACAACACCAAAGAAUUCAUACUAUAGAAAAACUCUACAAAUAUGAAGGUUAUGGCGAAGCUUUUAAUAAUGGUAAAGCCCUUAAUACCAAAAAAUCCAUACAAACUGGAGAGAACCCCUGUAAGUGCAGAGAGGAUGGCAAAUUUGUGCAGUGGUUCCUGGAGGAGUGUGUAGACUGCCUGGAGCAGGACAGCAGGGGCAGCAUUCUGCGGUUCACGCCCUUUACCACCGUGUUGGAACUGCUAAAGGUGUCUGCCAUGUCCAGCCCCAAGGUAGUGCUGGCCAUCACACACCUCAGCCUGCCCCUGGGCCGUCAAGUGGCUGCCAAAGCCAUCUCUGCACUCUUGAGUCGCUUGGAGUGGCCUUGA
Molecule: messenger RNA, 1678 nt
Organism: Phodopus roborovskii (desert hamster)
Lineage: Eukaryota; Metazoa; Chordata; Mammalia; Rodentia; Cricetidae
Product: zinc finger protein 501
Exons: 4
Coding region: 113-1678 (521 amino acids)
Biological process (GO): regulation of transcription by RNA polymerase II
Cellular component (GO): mediator complex
Molecular function (GO): RNA polymerase II cis-regulatory region sequence-specific DNA binding; DNA-binding transcription factor activity, RNA polymerase II-specific
Source: RefSeq, a predicted model, not a curated record